UUUCACCAGAUGUUAGGUUGGUUGGAAGUUGGAGUGUAAAAUUUUCCUCGAAAAUUUAUGUUUUUUGUAUGGUAAACCGGACAGAACAAUAAUCUAAGUUUAAAGUAAAUUAUUAAUGUGCGAAUGAGCGUAUUGCCGUGUUAAUCGUUGGAGUGAAAAUAGUGAAUAGUUGAUAAAGUUAAAAUGGCGAUCUGAGAGCAAUGGUGGACAUAUGAAAUUCUCUACAUUUGGAUCCGUCACAAUGGAAGACAACUCGCUCAAUCACCAGAACGGCGGACAAAUGGGUCCUCAGGGUGGCUCCAUCGCGAAUAACAAACAGAAUGAAGAAGUAAAUCCAAAAUCCCAUUAUUCGAUACCCGGGAUUUUACAUUUUAUCCAACACGAAUGGGCUAGGUUCGAAUUAGAAAGAUCUCAAUGGGAAGUCGAUAGAGCCGAAUUGCAAGCUCGUAUAGCGUUCCUCCAGGGCGAGCGGAAAGGCCAGGAGAACCUGAAGAAUGACCUCGUGCGCCGCAUCAAGAUGUUGGAAUUUGCCCUGAAGCAGGAGAGGGCCAAGUUCCACAAGCUCAAGUACGGCACCGACCUUCAACAGGGCGACAUGAAGCCGCCCGUCAUAGACGAGUCUGGGGAAUCACAGCUGGAUGCAGAUCAGUCCUAUGUGUCAGUAUCCAACUCCACCUGGAAGCAGGGCAGGCAGUUGCUGCGGCAGUACCUUCAGGAGAUUGGGUACACCGAUAGGAUCAUAGAUGUGCGGUCUACGAGGGUCAGGGCGCUGCUCGGGUUGAACAACAACAACGCUGAACAGGAGGAGAACCACAAUGGCGGUUCGGUGAAUGGGAACGAGUCCAACAAGCGGGCCAGUGAAACUCAAGGAAGAAGAACACCAGCGAAGAAAUCGCAACCGAGCUCUCUAGCAGAAGCAAUAAUGUUGGAUACGGAAGCGGCGGUAAUGGCCAACUUAGACUUCUUAUCUAACACGGACGUCGACAUGGACGACGAUGACGACAUGAAUGAUGAUGUCGAUAUCGAACAGUCUGAUGACAUCGAGGACGACGUAAAAGUUGGUAAACAGAAAGAUAAACUCGAUAAUAAUCUAGGAUUAGGCGAUGAUGUAGAUGCGAUAGCUUUAGAGGUGUUCAACGAACUGAAUCGGAUAUCCGAUACCGAGAAGAAGCAGGACAUUAAGACAGAGCAAUCAGAUUGGAAUAAAAAUAAAUCUGCGCUCCCGAAGAGACCCAUGGGCAUCAACGACGAGGAGAACGUGGAUUCCACCCUGGGCCUGGGGGAGCUGGCUCAGCUGACUGUCAACAAUGACGCCGAGAACACGUACGAUAUCGCCAGCAGCAAGGAGGCCUUCAGGAAAACAUGGAACGCGCGAUACACCCUGCGCAGCCAUUUCGACGGUGUCAGGGCGCUGGCGUUCCACCCCACCGAGCACGUCCUCAUAACUGCUAGCGAGGACCACACGUUGAAGCUGUGGAACCUGCAGAAGACCGUGCCGGCUAAGAAGAGCGCGUCGCUCGACGUAGAGCCAUUGUACACCUUCAGAAGCCACACUGGUCCAGUUCUCUGUCUGGCCAUCUCAGGCACAGGUGAGCACUGCUAUUCUGGCGGUUUGGACGGCUUUAUUAAUUGUUGGGCAGUGCCCAACUCCAACAUCGACCCCUACGACCUCUAUGACCCUGAAAUCCUCAACUGCACCCUGCACGGCCACUCGGAUGCCGUGUGGGGCCUGUCCGUUUUAAAUUCCAAGCAACAAUUGCUGUCAUGUUCCGCGGACGGCACCGUCAAGCUAUGGUCACCACAUUCUAAGCAACAACUCCUGUCAACCUUCACCUCGGAGCAGAAUGGGAUACCCUCCAGCGUGGAUUUCGUGAGGGACGAUCCGAACCGCAUUGUGGCGUCCUAUUCCAGCGCGCACUGUGUCAUUUUCGACAUAGAGACUGGUAAGCCGGUAAUAAACUUUGAGCCAUCGGCCGUCGAGGGCAUCAACACCAGGCAGAUCAACAAGAUAGUGUGUCACCCCACGCUGCCACUCACCAUCACUGCACACGAGGACCGGCACAUCAGGUUCUGGGACAACCACACGGGCAAAAUGGUGCACCUGAUGGUGGCGCACUUAGACGCCGUCACCAGUCUGGCUGUGGACCCCAAUGGAUUGUAUUUGCUGUCGGGUUCGCAUGAUUGCUCCAUCAGAUUGUGGCACUUGGACAACAAGACGUGCAACCAAGAGAUAACGGCCCACCGUAAGAAGUUCGACGAGAGCAUCCUGGAUGUGGCGUUCCACCCGUCAAGGCCAUACAUAGCCAGCGCUGGGGCCGACGGUUUGGCCAAAGUGUUUGUGUAAAGGUAUACCCACCGCACUCAUGAACAUGAAGUGAUUACUUGCAAAUUUGCUUAUAUAUUGAUAUAACUGUAGGUUAGGUGUACAUAUACAAUAGAAUUUUAAUCAUUUGUACAUAUAUUCUCAACUCUUACGUGUUAAUUUUAAUUAAUUAAAUCCUUUUGUAAAUAAGUUUAUUUAUUUUCUCGCGCUAGUUCUUUAAUUGUCUAUGUCAUAUUGGAGUUAGGAGGAUCUAAUCUUAACGUUUAAGAGGUGUAAAUAAAUAUUCAAGGACAAGGCGAAGCGUUCUUUGUCACUCCAUCACUAUUUAUUAUGUACAUUUGUCCUACCACAUGGCCUUUGGGGCCCUAGUAAUAGGAAAUCGAUGUAUAAAGUUAUUGAUUACCUUAAUAAAUAAUUGUAAUUAUCUCAAAAAGAUACAGCAGGUUACUGGACCGUUAGACCUUAGAUUUAACUAGUAAUUUUAAGGGCGUAAAUUUAAAACAAAAACUGUGCAUCACCAUUCUUUUUAUCGUUUGAUUAUGCUACAGCCAAGUUGUCUAGCCCGGUGGAUUCCUGUUUGACGGUAUGCAAAAAUGAAAGUAACAGAAUAUUUCAGCUUCAACUUAAAUUUUUACAUAAAAUACUUGAAAACAAGAUAUUUAAACAUUCCAAUGAGAGAAAAAUCUGCCCUGAAACUGCUUGUAUGUUAUUUUGUCACAGAGAGGAUCAAAUUCAACACUUUUAAGUAUUCUCCGAGGAGAUAGACAAAAAGUAGUUCAAAUGUCCUAUGCUCGAUUUAUAAAAACUGCGUCUGUCUUGAUUCAUUUAAGGGGUACGAGAGUAUGACUUGUGAAGUUUUGACUUUUAUAAAUUUUUUUUUCUCCAGUACAUAAAAAGUAGUUCAAAUAUCCCAUGAUUGAUUUUUUUAAAUUGAGAAUUAAAGCCACAUCUCAAAAUCUUGAUUUAGUAAUUUUUUUAUUUCUUGGUAAUUCAACUGAUUAUACUCCUAAAAGUUAUCAUAUAGCGCCUGACUAAUACGAGGAAAAAAAUGCAUAGCUCACUUAAUUGAAUAACAAAAAAAAAUUUUGGGUUCCAGAUAUACCUUUAAAAAGUGUUUAGAAUGUUACGACUUAAAAACUCAUAGAAAAAUAAAAAAUGAUGCAAAUAAUAAUAUACCUAGAAGUAUCGAAAUUGAUCCACCCUAUACACACCACAUCCCUUUUAAAAAUACAUGCUACUGUCUAUCUUUUCGGUAAAUAUGAAAAACCUUUAAAGAACCUUGUGAAAUAUUAAGUGUACAAGAUCUAAGUACAUUUUUUUUUUACUGAAAAUGCAGUUUUUUGGUUGAAAACUGAAUUCUGACCAUACUUUGUACACUGUCGAUCAGGCUUCUACUCGAUUGCUGCGAUUUCAUCAAACAAUUCAACACUUGUGAUAGUUUUUAUGUGAAUAUGGGUUGAAAUUGAAUUUAGUCACCUUAUUUUUUUAUUUCUUUUUUUAUGAAGUGUUUGUAGUUCCGUUUAUUUAUACAGAAAAGUUUUCAAUGAGUCAAUAGUGUGUACCGUGAAAAUGGCAAAAAAACUGUGUGUCGAUCUGUAAUAUUAUUCAUUAAUGAUAUUAAAAUGAGGAGUCUUUUAUAUUUUUAUGUAUAAGUAAUAAAUAAUUUUGUUAAAAAGUAUAUUGUUUACGCAGUGUAUUUUCUAGUUGUAGUUAUUUUAAAAGUAAUAGCUGAAAUCAUAUUUAGACAGUAGUAAGUGAUAAUAAUUGUGAGUGUAAAAAAAUGUAUUAAAUUAUAAUAUACCUAUUA
Anoplophora glabripennis (Asian longhorned beetle) is the source of this 4130-nucleotide messenger RNA. It is a transcript of the gene Cka, whose product is annotated as striatin-3. The record is from RefSeq and is a predicted model, not a curated record. Gene Ontology annotation, molecular function: protein binding. The transcript has 8 exons. The coding region runs from base 212 to 2344 and encodes 710 amino acids. Lineage: Eukaryota; Metazoa; Arthropoda; Insecta; Coleoptera; Cerambycidae.